Messenger RNA from Fukomys damarensis (Damara mole-rat), 1762 nucleotides. RefSeq names its product cytochrome P450 2A13. The transcript is spliced from 9 exons. Gene Ontology annotation, biological process: coumarin metabolic process; xenobiotic metabolic process. Gene Ontology annotation, molecular function: oxidoreductase activity, acting on paired donors, with incorporation or reduction of molecular oxygen, reduced flavin or flavoprotein as one donor, and incorporation of one atom of oxygen; iron ion binding; heme binding. The coding region runs from base 33 to 1517 and encodes 494 amino acids. The record is from RefSeq and is a predicted model, not a curated record. Gene Ontology annotation, cellular component: intracellular membrane-bounded organelle; cytoplasm. NCBI's taxonomy places the organism in Eukaryota, Metazoa, Chordata, Mammalia, Rodentia, Bathyergidae.
GCCUGUGAUAUCUGACUGUCUUCCUCACAGCCAUGAUGCUGGCCUCAGGGCUACUUCUUGUCGCUUUGCUGGCUUUCCUGAGUAUAGUGAUCUUGAUGUCCGUCUGGCAGCAGAGAAGGUUCCGGGGGAAGCUGCCUCCUGGACCCACACCACUGCCCUUCAUCGGGAAUUACCUGCAGCUGAACACAGAGCAGAUGUACAACUCUCUCAUGAAGAUCAGAGAGCGCUAUGGCCCUGUGUUUACCAUCCACAUAGGGCCCCGUCAGGUUGUGGUGCUGUGUGGCUAUGAUGCAGUCAAGGAAGCUCUGAUAGAUCAAGCUGAGGAAUUCAGUGGGAGAGGCAAACAGUCCACCUUCGACUGGCUCUUCAAAGGCUAUGGUGUGGCUUUCAGCUCAUGGGAACGUGCCAAGCAACUCCGGCGCUUCUCCAUCACCACACUGAAGGACUUCGGGGUGGGCAAGCGUGGCAUUGAGGAGCGCAUCCAAGAGGAGAUCGGUUUCCUUAUUGAGUCCCUCAGGGAAACACAGGGUGCCUUCAUAGAUCCCACCUUCUACCUGAGCAGAGCAGUCUCCAAUGUCAUUAGCUCCAUUGUCUUUGGGGACCGCUUUGACUAUGAGGAUAAAGAGUUCCUGUCACUUUUGCGCAUGAUGCUGGGGAGCUUCCAGUUCACAGCUACCUCUACCGGACAGCUCUAUGAGAUGUUCUAUUCAGUAAUGAAGCACCUGCCAGGACCACAGCAACAGGCUUUCAAGGAGCUGCGGGGACUGGAGAACUUCAUAGUCAAGAAAGUGGAGCAAAACCAGCGCACACUGGAUCCUAAUUCUCCACGAAACUUCAUUGACUCCUUUCUCAUCCGCAUCCAGAAGGAGAAGAACCUCAACACAGUGUUCCACAUGAAGAAUCUGGUCAUGACCACACUAAGCCUCUUCUUUGCUGGCACAGAGACUGUCAGCACGACCUUGCGCUAUGGCUUUCUGCUGCUCAUGAAGCACCCAGAUGUGGAAGCCAAGAUCCAUGAGGAGAUCGACAGAGUGAUUGGCAGGAAUCGGCAUCCCAUGUUUGAGGACAAAGCCAAGAUGCCCUACACAGAGGCGGUGAUCCAUGAAAUUCAAAGAUUUGGAAACGUGAUCCCCAUGAGUCUGGCUCACAGGGUCACCAAGGACACCAAGUUUCGGGACUUUCUACUCCCCAAGGGCACUGAAGUGUUCCCUGUCCUGGGUUCUGUGCUGAGAGACCCAAUGUUCUUCUCCAAUCCUGGAGAUUUCAAUCCCGAACACUUCCUGGAUGAGAAGAGGCAGUUUAAGAAGAAUGAUGCUUUUGUACCUUUUUCCCUUGGAAAGCGGUACUGUUUCGGAGAAGGCCUGGCUAGAAUGGAGCUCUUUCUCUUCCUCACCUCCAUCUUGCAGAACUUCCGCUUCAAGUCCCCACAGGCGCCUCAGGACAUUGAUGUGUCCCCUAAACACGUGGGCUUUGCCACCAUCCCACCGAACUACACCAUGGGCUUUGUGCCCCGCUGAGCAAGGGCUGUGCCAAGGGAAGGAAAGUGAGAGGGACAAGGCAAAUGAUGUUCUGGGGUUGAGGUAGUGGAUGGGAAGGGCAGCUAAAUAAGAGGUCUCAUGGAAAGGCUGAAAAUAUGAGGGGAAAGGAAGGGACAGGGGGGAUAAAAGUGGGAACAAAACAGAACAGACUGAUCACUUUACUAAAAAUGUGAUAUUGCUAAAGAUGUAUAAAAAAUAAAGAUGUGUAUGUAUCAAUUCCUCAA